UUGCCAACGGGGCUAUUCAGACUGUUCGUUGUUUCCCGUCGACGACUUUCUCUGAGAUAGAGCAGCCAGCAGUCACUCAGACCCAGGACGAUUUUUGAACUCCGAGUGGAAAGAGUCUCUUCACUGCUCUGGUUUCCACAUUUUGACACUAGUCGAGUUUAACUUUUAGUUGAAAGUGCCAGCUGUGUCACAUUCGUCGCCAUGGACCCCGCCAGUCAAGAUAUCAACCUGAACUCUCCUAACAAGGGCCUUGAUGUGGAUCACUCGGACAACCUUUCCGAUGUGCAUGUGGAGGGAGCAGUGAGGAACGCAGCCAACCCCCUUCCACCUGGACUGACAGAGGAAGAGGCUCAGGAGCUUCGCACUGAGCUCACCAAGGUGGAGGAGGAGAUCAACACUCUGCGUCAGGUUUUGUCAGCCAAAGAGAGACAUGCCAUUGAACUGAAGAGGAAACUUGGUCUCAGCCCACUCAAUGAAUUAAAGCAGAAUCUUACCAAAAGCUGGCAAGAUGUGCAGACCUCCAAUGCAUAUCUGUCUGCCUCAGCCACUUUGGAUGACAUUACCCACUCUGAAGCAUACAAGAAGACUCAGGAGACUCUUUCCCAGGCAGGACAGAAAACCAGUGCAGCUCUCACCACAGUGGGCUCAGCCAUCAGCAAGAAGCUGGGUGACAUGAGAGCUCUACCUUUCUCUAAUUCCUUUAGUAGCAACUAUUCCAUUCGCCACUCGAUAAGUAUGCCCGCCAUGAGGAACUCUGCAACCUUCAAAUCAUUUGAAGAUAAGAUGGGGAACCUGAAGGUGAGCACACCCGCACAGUAUAAGGUUGUCGGCCCCAGGGGGAACGAGGAUUCUGUCGGCUCUCCCACUGACACCACCCCCACUCAGGAGAACCCGCCUUUCUGAGCACACCCUGCCUCUUCCUCUUCCUCGCUGCGACCUUCCUACGUGACCUGAGACUAUACUGUUAUCACCUCACAUCGCAGAAUCAGCCUUGACCUUUGACCCUCUACCUUACUGGCUCACCUCACUCACUUACUCACUCAUUUACAUUCCCCAAGUCCUGCAGACGAAAUGAGGGACUUGUGGGUUUUUGAGACAGGACCAUCUUUUUCUGCCAGUCCCACCGUUGCUGGUCCUGUGGCCUCCAUUCCUCUGCCUCGCUGUUCAGGAAAACAGUUUGUUGAUGCAUAAACCUGAAUAAUUUACAGACUUCACCACUUCCUCUUUCAUUAGAUCCUCAACCCCCUACAAAGAUCACUUAAACUGUCAUUUAAACAUGUCACUAUUUCAGCAAGUCACCUGGCUAAAGAACAGGCACGAAAGACACUAAGAAGGUACCAAACUAUUAUUUUAGGCUUGAGGUGUUUUAAAAAUAAGUUUGUCAUGAUAGUUACGGCAUAAUUUUAGAGCUUGACCUUUCACCUCAAAGUGCCUAAAAGCACAGAGUUAACUUUGGUUCGGGAUAAUUUGACCAUGAGCAAAAUUUCUAAUUAAUUGAUUGCACAGCACAUUUCAGUUUAAUCUGGCCAUUACACCGGUCAUUCUGCAUUUGUUUAUUUUGUUUAUGAACCAGGAAAAGUGCAGACUGAGGGUGGAGGAUAAUUUUAUGGGCAUAAGCAACGUUAUUUUCAACUUAAACCUACAAUCUCUGCUUUGUUUUUGACUACUAUCCUCUACGUAAUCAUGCAUUCACACUGUGAACACCUGCUGGUGUUACCACAGUGUCCCCACCUUUCACCCAACUUCCACCCAGUUUGCUUCACAGCUCUGCAGCUGCCAGCGCUGUGAACACAGGCUAUACUCCCAGGUUACAGGGUAGUGGUAUGGCUGGGGGUGGGGGUGGGGGGCUACAACCCAGCAAUCCUCUUAAACCUACUACUGCUACGUGCAUGUGCGUAUCUCAUCUCAGUUGUACCAUAACAACCAUGUGACAAGAGGUCGCGUGUAACAUCCCUAUAAGCAACCCCAGAUGUAAAAACAGAAAAAAAAAAGUUAAACCAUUUUGUAUUAUAAACUAUUUUACACUGCUUUGCAUAAUGUUUUUACAUAACUUUUAUCAAUAUGUACAAAUAUAUAUAUAUAAAUCUAUUGUCACCAACGCUGCCGGAUGAUAGUGUUCCGGUUGGGAGGUUUGGAAGAGGCAAAGGGAGGUGAAACCCAAAAACAAAAAAAUCUGUUUCACACACAUGACUUAUUGUCUGUCUGGAGUUCUAAAAUUAAGAAGGUUCCGUGUUUGUGAGACUGACCAGGCUGCAGUCGUUUUAGAUCCAUCUGGGCACAGGACUGAUCUGACUAAGACGAGAAGGAAUGUUGCGUAACAAACUGGCAGUGUGUUUUGAUCUCAGGCGUAAUACGUAAACAUCAAUCUAAAACUGACCUGAAGCAUUGGAGAUGUUUCAAAACCACGUCGACUGUUUUUCUUUUCACCCUGGUCUGGCUGCUGUCCCCUUUUUUGUGUUGACACAGAACUUGGAUGUGAGGCGAUGAUUUGCUGUGUACACUACCUGGUGAAUGUUGAUGCUUUUCUAUUGGCCUUACUCACUUUAAAAGGUUCACCUCAUAGUAUGAUUUAGCUUGUUGAGUCAAACUUUUCCAUAUGUUCCGUUUUGUUUGUUUUCUAGUUGUACAGGCUGGUUUGAUUGAAGGAAGUUGGCAUAAGAUAUUUAGAGCCUAUGGGGCCACAAAUGUGUCAUAAAAAAAUCUUGCUGCCAUAACAAGCUUUGCCAGCAACCCCUGAUCACACAAUUGCACUCCUGAUAACACACUCAGUGUACACACAGUUCAGGAGGCCAAAAAGAACACACUGUUGCACUUAUUGUUGUACACCUGUACAUUUUCUACACUCACGCCAACCCCUAGCUAUGGUAGAUGUCAAGGCUUCAGAGACGGUGACGGUAAACCUGAGAGCACAGAGUUGUGUAGCAUUGUCACUUUUCUCUUGAAUGUGGAAGAAAGUUGUGUUGUCGUUUUUGUUUGCUGCUCUUUUGCUCAAAGGUCCCUGAUACAAGGGCAACUUUGCCCCCUACUGGUAAAAUGUGCCAGACUUGGUGGAACUACAAAAUGUUCACCUGUGCCAUCCUGACUGUAGGGAUUGAUUUAAGUCUCAAAAUGUUUUCAGUUGCUCUUUAGUUGAAGUGUACUCACUGAUACGCAAAUAUCCCAAUGUUGCCUUUUGUGUUUAGUACAGCCAUAUGCCAUAGGUGGGCGGAUGCUUUAUUGAAGUUCACAAUGAUGAAUUCCAAUUGGAGCAAGUAUUUUAGCCAAAGCUGGAUAGCACUUAUUGUUAGAGCUGCAGAUUAUAAUCGUUUGUGUCAAACAAAACUGACACACACUUAAGGCAACUAAAGUAAUGUGAAGUGAAGUGAAAUGUGCAUUUGAUAAACGAGCCCAAGAUGUUUAAUGAAGGACCUGUACUGCAAUCCAUUAUCAACAACAACAAAAGGUGAACCUUGAGUUGCUUUGGUUGAUGAUGAUGGAUUGUUUUUGAGACUAAAAAAUGACCUCAAACAUCCAGUGUUGCUCUUGUAUCCUGGAUCAAUUUAAUCAAAAAAAGAUGCUAGAAUUUGAGAGAAAUGUACAAUUUAAAAUACUGCUGCGUUUUGGAUCACUAUAUUAUUCAAACCAAAACUUACCAAGAAGGUUAAAAUACGUUUGUAAACCAGUGUAUGAUGUGACACCUGAGAAACAAAGAACAAAAAUGAAUUAAAAAUUAUAACUUAAAAGAAAAACUCCCAGUCAAACUGCUUUAACAAAGUUGCCAGUGUAUCAUAAUUGUAUUGUCUUGUUUUUGUAUGUGUUUAUGUUGAUCAUUUUGGUAGUUAUUAUAUUCUUGUUGAGGGGUGGUUACAUUUUCUUUUGGCUUUCUUUUCAUUGUUGGAGGUGGAUUUAAGAGAAUUUAUUAUUUGUGCAAUUGCUUUACCGUCUUUGAAAAAACUAGCGGCCAAUGUUUGAAACUGUUACAGAAUCCCUGUCUCUGCCUCUAAAUAUCAUGUAUCUGACUAACUGCUUUGCUAAGAUGAGAACACAGACAUGCGUUUCAAGAUGUCUUAGUCCUCAAGUCAUUUUGUAACAUCUGUAGCUGAGAUUGGCACAGCACCCCCCGCGACCCUCUGGUGGAGGAUAAAGCGGUUAGAUGAUGACUGACUGUUCCUAAAAUCACAUAGUUCUGUGUGAAAAAUCAGAAGUGCAAGGACCGUUUUGCUGGGGGAAAUAUUUCUCUGUUGUAAAAUUGUUUUCAAGCCGAAAAGCUAAAUGAAAUGACUUGGGGGUUAUGAUUUUUGAAGUGUAGAUGUCACUUGGGACAUAGAAAGAAGAGGAAAAAUUUAGGUUUUUCUUUGUUUUGGGUGCCAAUGGGGAGUGCAGCACAUGCUGGGGCUGCUCAGAGCCAGCUGCUGCAGAGGCUGGUGCACAGAAAAUUAUACUCAUAGCUUUAUUUAAGUCCACGGCCUAGCUGAUGUAGAUUAUUAAAAGGGAUCUGAUUUGAAAGAUUAUGGUGAAUGAAUUAAAAACAGCUUUUGGUUUUGUUCUUUGUGUUAGGAUAUCAAUAAAGCAUUCCUUUGAAUGACAA
This is a messenger RNA of Solea senegalensis (Senegalese sole), 4567 nucleotides long. It is a transcript of the gene tpd52l2b, whose product is annotated as tpd52 like 2b. The transcript has 9 exons. Gene Ontology annotation, cellular component: cytoplasm. The record is from RefSeq and is a predicted model, not a curated record. Lineage: Eukaryota; Metazoa; Chordata; Actinopteri; Pleuronectiformes; Soleidae. Bases 202 to 903 code for a protein of 233 amino acids.